AUGGACAUGAAGAAGAGGAUCCACCUGGAGCUGAGGAACCGGACCCCGGCAGCUGUUCGAGAACUUGUCCUGGACAAUUGCAAAUCAGAUGAUGGAAAAAUUGAGGGCUUAACAGCUGAAUUUGUGAACUUAGAGUUCCUCAGUUUAAUAAAUGUAAACUUGAUUUCAGUUUCAAAUCUCCCCAAACUACCAAAAUUGAAAAAGCUUGAGCUCAGUGACAAUAGAAUCUCUGGAUGUUUGGACAUGUUGGCAGAAAAACUUCCAAAUCUCACACACCUAAAUUUAAGUGGAAAUAAACUGAAAGAUAUCAGUACCUUGGAACCUUUGAAAAAGUUGGAAUGUCUGAAAAGCCUGGAUCUGUUUAACUGUGAGGUUACCAACCUGAAUGACUACCGAGAGAGUGUCUUCAAGCUCUUGCCCCAGCUGACCUACCUGGAUGGCUAUGACCGAGAGGAUCGAGAAGCUUCUGACUCAGAUGCCGAGGUGGACGGCGUGGAUGAAGAAGAGGAUGAUGAAGAAGAAUUUGAUGAUGAAGAGGAUGAAGAUGAAGAUGAAGAUGUAGAAGGAGAAGAGGAUGAAGAUGAAGUCAGUGGAGAGGAAGAAGAAUUUGGACAUGAUGGAGAAGUUGAUGAAGAUGAAGAUGAUGAGGAUGAGGAUGAGGAUGAAGAUGAAGAGGAGGAAGAAAGCGGAAAAGGUGAAAAGAGGAAGAGAGAAACAGAUGAUGAAGGAGAAGAUGAUUAA
Messenger RNA from Pipistrellus nathusii (Nathusius's pipistrelle), 741 nucleotides. NCBI's taxonomy places the organism in Eukaryota, Metazoa, Chordata, Mammalia, Chiroptera, Vespertilionidae. The record is from the annotation of a GenBank genome assembly.